UGGUAAAUGGAGGUUGAAGGUCAAUAUCUGGCAGAGGGAAAAGAAGUAGCUUGAACUAGAGAAAUCUUGUCAAUAAUGGGCUGAAGAAUAGACUGACCUCACAUUACUUCAAUACCAGGCUACAAGGGUAAGGUGACCAGAUCAAUUUUGGAAAUGAAAAUCGGGGAGUCAUUUUUUUUAGAGUGGGGGGGGGGGGGGGGGGGGGGGUGGGGGGGGUGGAGGGAGGUGGGAGGUAGCUUCGCAAUAAAUAAAAAAAGCAUUGAACUAUAUUUAACUAUCAAUUAUCGCUUUUCAAACAGGCUACUUUAAUUCAUUAUAACACAUAAAUUGAUUACCCUUCCACAGUUUUAUCAAUCUUAGCCUAUCUAGUAAUUUUAGAAUGACCCAAGUUUGGUAUGCUGUUGGAUGCACAUAUGGCCGCGCAUGGUUGUUCAUGUGGUGGUCACAAUGUGGCACUGAUCAAACGUUCUCAUAGAAGGUCUGCGGGAGCAAACGAGUUUGGUACAGGGAUAGACAUCAUUUUUACAUGCUAAUAUGAUUAGGUACCGCGUUUGAUUAUUGACAUUUAAACCUCAAUUUAACUUUACAGUUGCGUUUUUCUGUUUGAGGGCUAAUCGUGGACAGCUCCAGCCGGGGACAGGCCAACAAAAUCGGGGACUGUCCUUGGGGACGUCUGGUUACCCUAUACUAGGGGUAAUGCUGUGUUCAUAAGCAAGUGGGAAUGUGGUAAAUACUAGUUGUGAAGUCCUAAAUACCAGUUGGAUGCAUUCACCUGCUUUGGACUCAUUAAGAAACGCAGAUUGGCUAAUGGACAACAAGCUGCUUCAACCAUAAACUAAAAGUACAGCUAUCAUGCUUGUAAACAAAUUAUAGUGUUAAAAAAUAUAAAUAGAUUGCUUUUUUAUAAAUAAUGUUUUGUUAUUGCAUUUAACUGCCGAAAAGCCUGUUAUCGAGGUCAUUUCCUUAGUAGGUGAUGUCAAAGGUCAGCAUGUGGGAGAAGUCAGAGCUCAGGGAUGAUAGACAAGUUUCACACUAGUAAUUACCAGUUGGAGGGGCGUUCAUGUGGAUUUUUUCCAGUCGUAUGUGGUAUAUACCACCUUCCUACUUGGUUAUGAACACAGCAUUAGACAACAAAAACUCUCACAAACACUUAACAAUAUUUCAUAUUCUCAUGUGUAUGUUUGACCAUUGCACAAUGUUAUUCUCUACACAGGGAGUACUGACAGACCAGCAUGCUUAGAGCACGCAUGUGUGUGUCGGCACUAUGUCAUCGCUCAGGCACGUUUGUGCUUCGAUGGGUCAACAUCUGCAGGAAGAUAGCAUGUGUGCAAAGUGCAGUGGGUAAGGAAUGGAUGGAUUAAAUACGUCAUAUCCCUCUGAAAGCACAUUACAUUGACCAAACUUUUGUCCUUGUCAAUAGAGAUGAUUUUGUUCUAUGUGACUAUCUUUCUUUUACCUGGUCUUUCCCACAUUUUCCAUUUAUUGAAGCACCUGUGUCUCACCAGGGCUAUGAAGCAGCCACACUCUACCUCCUUAUAUCUUGUCCUUUUACGUUGUAACUAAAAUGCACAAAGUGCAAAAUCCCCUGUCUGAUCCCAUGUUGUUUUGGUGUGCUUCUCAGGGCCAGUGAGAUGGAAGACGUACUGUAGCCCAGCACCUUUUUUGACAGCCACGCCUACCCGCGCUCUCAUAGAUGAGCCGAUUACCCUAGAGGGGCAUCACCUUCCCCCUCACUCACCUAUCACGGUGCGCGCCUAUAUGCAUAACGAGGACGGUGACCUAUGGGAGGCGCUCUCUCACUACAACACAGACGAGAUGGGUGUCGUCAACAGUUGAGUCACAUCACUGACAUAGAAAUAUAAUUACUAGUUUAUAUUAGUAGUAGAAUUAUUAGUAACAAUAUUUAUAUGAUCACUGGCUACAGUAUGCAGGAGCUAGGAAUCUCGGAUGGCAGAUUGUUUUGUCUGAACAACAACUAUUAUUUUGUAAUCUUAGACUAUCUCACCCUCUCCGUCUCUCUAUUUACUCUCUCUCUCUCUCUCUCUCUUCCUCCCCUAACCCUCUUCUUCUCACAGUGACCACAGAUGAGUCUGUAGGGGGUUCCUAUGUGGGCUGUGAGCCCAUGGGACUGUUUUGGGCCCUGCAGCCUGCACCUGGAGAGAGAGAGGGUCUGAGGUAGCAACAGGGAAUAUAACUAAAAAAGCACGCGAAGCUAUGGUCACAUUGAAUAUGAUUCAGAGACAAAUGCUAUUGUUCAACGAAGUCAAUCAACACUAAAUAUUUUUAAAAGGGAUAGUUCAUCAAAAUUAUAAAAUUACGUAUAUAUUGGGUGAUUCCUCACAAAACUAGAACAAAAAAAGACCAUGAUUUUGGGGAUUUUCAUUAAAUGUAAUCCAUAGAAGGGUCCUUUGGAGGAUGGAAUGUUGACAUAUAUUUAAUAUUUGUAUCUUAAAGCAUAAUUGAGAAAUAAUUAGUUGUAGUUGGAAUUUUUGUGAAUUUUUGGCCUUUCUGUAGGUGCUACAAAGCUGGUGUCACAUGAAGCUUUACUGCAUACUCUGUAAUAUGAGUAGUAUUUUGAUUUCAAUAACAUUUACAUUUACAUUUUAGUCAUUUAGCAGACGCUCUUACACAUUUAUGAAUAUAGAAAAAUAUAAUAAUAAUAAUAUGCCAUUUAGCAGACGCUUUUAUCCAAAGCGACUUACAGUCAUGUGUGCAUACAUUUUUACGUAUGGGUGGUCCCGGGGUUCGAACCCACUACCCUGGCGUUACAAGCACCAUGCUCUACCAAUUGAGCUACAGAGGACCACAACAUUAAUAUACAAAAUAUAACAUUUUAGAUUUGGCAAAUUUUUCUGUAUUUGUAAACUACGUCCAAAGGACCCUUGGUCUUUUUUUGUUCUAGUUUUGUGAGGAAUCACCCUAUUUCCUUAUUUUCAAAGUAGUCUAUGGGCCAGGAGUUAUCGCGAUACAGUGUUGGGGUUUGUAUACAAAGGCCAUGAUAGUGACAGUUUCAUCUGUACAUUUUCCCACAGGCUUCGGAAGAAAAACGUUGAGACUCCGUACUCAGUACAGUUGUCCUUAUUAGAGGGUCAUAUUCCGGUUCCACCCAGUGAGGGUUCCAACAAGGAGCAGUGGCAGAGAGGGGAACAGGAGCUGGCUGCAGUGACUGUGGAACGCUGGUACAUGGCACCAGGCGUCCGGAGAAUAGAAAUUCGGCAGAAUGGAGUAGUGGGGACCUUGUUCUUACCCCCAGGUAAGAACUAGGUCUGAGGGAAAAGGGUGAUUGCUUUGAUAAAUUGUACAUAUCAAAUCACAUUUAGAAUCUUAGAUUAUAACACAAGAUUACAGAGUAUCUUUACACAAACUAUUAUGACUGAGGCUUUAUUCCAAUACUGAGGGUGUUGUGGUGUCCUCUUUUGUUGCCUCCAUAGGUCCAGGUCCAUUCCCAGCCAUGGUGGACCUGUGGGGUAUGGGCGGGGGGCUGAUAGAGUACCGCUCAGCCUUGUUUGCUUCCCGGGGAUUUGCCAGUCUCUCCCUGGCCUACUUUGGCCACAAAGACAUCCCUGGUCCACUCAACACUAUCAAUGUGGGAGAUGCCUACUUUAAGGUAAUAAGGGGGUAGUGCUUAGCCUAUAGAAAUGUAGCACAACAUGGGCUUAUAGGAACACAUUUAAUUCCAUGCAUCAACCAGCUAUGAAGAGCUGGCUCUCGCUGUGCAACAGGUGAUCCUAUUCCGCUCAAACUCUGAAUGCCAGGGCUCUCAUGAAGAGUUUGAUUUGGUUUUCGAUUGCAUUUGCAUUGAUGUCAGCGUGAUUAGAGGGAACAAUAGAGCGCUGAGUACCGGCCAAUAGCGACUGGCAGUUAGUAAGUUUGAUAGGCUACUAAUGACCAUCAGCGGCAUCAGCGCGCAGUGUUGGAGAAGCCUAGUUACCGUGACUCAAUGGUCACGUGGAAUUUGACUGCGGUUAGGACUCGUGACUGCCGAUGUGGCGGCAAUACGGUCUCCGUAACAGCCCUAGGUAGUGCUAGGUUUCAAAGUAGCUAGGUAAUACACCCCUGUAUGAACAUAACAUUCUGGCACCUCAGCAAAAUUAUCUUUCCUCCUUUUUUUCUCAAUGGGCGUUGAAAGGCUGCAUUCCAGUUUCUCCAGGACCACCCCCAGGUGUGUGGGGACAGGCUGGGGAUCAUUGGCCUCUCGUUCGGAGUCUACCUGGCUCUGCGAAUCGCCACUCAGAUUGGUGUCAAUGUAAGUCUGGCCAUACAACCCCCUGAAGCAGUCAUCUGGAUUAUUCCAUACCAGUCAUCAAACAACGAUUAGCCUUCCAAAUAUGUAGUCUGAGGUGGAAUGACCAGAAUUUGGGUAAAAGAGAAAGUCGAGAAUAAAGGUUACAUACAAAUAUGAAGACCUAUGUCAUGAGUAUGAUGAGUUACAGUGAGCUCCAAAAGAAUUGGGACAGUGACACGUUUUUAGUUGUUUUGGCUCUGUACUCCAGUACUUUGGAUUUAAACGGAUACAAUGACUGAGGUUAAAGUGCAGACUGUCAGCUUUAAGUUGACAGUCUGCACUCAUCCAUAUUGGGUAAACCUUUUAGAAAUUACAGCACUUUUUGUACAUAGUCUCCCCAUUUUAGGGGACAAAAUAUAUUGGGACAAAUUCACUUAUAUGUGAUCAAAAGUUUAGUAUUUGGUCCCAUAUUCCUAGCACGCAAUGAUUACAUCAAGCUUGUGACCCUACAAACUUGUUGGAUGAUUUGCUGUUUGUUUUGGUUGUGUUUGAGAUUAUUUUGUGCCCAAUAUAAAUUAAUGGUAAAUAAGGUAUUGUGUCAUUUUGGAGUCACUUUUAUUGUAAAUAAUUGUUAAGCGCGUUGGGCCAGUAACCGAAAAGUGGCUGGUUCGAAUCCCCGAGCCGACUAGGUGAAAAAUCUGUCUGUGGCCUUGAGUAAAGCACUUUACCCUAAUUGCUCCUGUAAGUAGCUCUGGAUAAGAGGGUCUUCUAAAUGACUAAAAUGUAAUGUAAAUGUAAAUUCAAAGUGUUGGAGUACCGAGCCAAAACAACAAAAAAUGUGUCACUGUCCCAAUACUUUUGGAGCUCACUGUAUAUGAGUCUACAUGUAGGAUUGCAUCUGAUUAGAAAUUCCUGGGAUUUCCAUUCACUCAGUUUCUUUGUCUCAGCCCAGGUGUGUGAUAGGAGUCAAUGGUCCAAUAGGAAGUUUCAACAAACUAUCGGACAGCGAUGGCCAGACCGAAAGCUUUGAAGGGUUAGUUACCAUGGAAACAUAGGACAGAAAUAAGCUUUUGAAGAACUGUUUUUAACAUUAUAGCAAUAUUGAAAUAUAGUUAACAUAUUCAAGUAUUGUGAUGUUUUGAAAAUGAUAGUAUGCCUGAAAGAUGACUUUACAGGGACAAAAUUAGAUAAUUCUCAGUAUAUUGUGUUAUUGUCGAGAGGGGUGCUACUCUUUUCUUAUCCCACCCAUUGUUAUGUUAUAGGGAUCAGAAGCACUGGAGUUAUGAUGAACAGGGCUACGUCAGCUUCAGAGAAGUGUCCAUGCCCAACAACAUUCCACCUGAGAACAAAGCAAAGGUACGACACUCAAGUGUUGUUGAUGGGGUCAAGAACCCCCUCCAGCCAGCUGCACAGAAAAUGUUACCAUACUCUAUGUUAUCAUAUCAUUUUAUUUAUAGUAUAGGAGUACCUGUGCAGCUUGUGUGGUAUUUGUGGAAAUUAAUGUAGAAUUUGUUUCCUAGGGUUACAUCAACAAUUAUAUAAUAAUAAUAAGCCAUUUAGCAGACGCUUUUAUCCAAAGCAACUUAGUCAUGUGCGCAUACAUUUUUACGUAUGGGUUUAGGGGAUCGAACCCACUACCCUGCCGUUACAAGCGCCAUGCUCUACCAAUUGAGCUACAGAGGACCACAUAUAUCCUCUGUCUGUGCAGGUUGAAAACCUGUGUUGCCCCCUACUGUACAUUGUGGGUGAAGAUGACUUGAGCUGUGCAGCUAUUGAGAACGCAGAUGAGGUAAGCCUACUUCAUGGGAUGUCCUUACCAUUAAACCUACAAUAUGCCAUACUAUGGUAGUAUAUAGCUAGUGUCCUAGUCAUAGCUGCUGAUAGUAAUAAUUUUUCCAAAUGUCGUGAACAGUUGAAUUAACAUACUGUAUACAGUGGGGAAAAAAAGUAUUUAGUCAGCCACCAAUUGUGCAAGUUCUCCCACUUAAAAAGAUGAGAGAGGCCUGUAAUUUUCAUCAUAGGUACAUGUCAACUAUGACAGACAAAAUGAGAAAAAUAAAUCCAGAAAAUCACAUUGUAGGAUUUUUAAUGAAUUUAUUAGCAAAUUAUGGUGGAAAAUAAGUAUUUGGUCAAUAACAAAAGUUUCUCAAUACUUUGUUAUAUACCCUUUGUUGGCAAUGACACAGGUCAAACGUUUUCUGUAAGUCUUCACAAGGUUUUCACACACUGUUGCUGGUAUUUUGGUCCAUUCCUCCAUGCAGAUCUCCUCUAGAGCAGUGAUGUUUUGGGGCUGUCGCUGGGCAACACAGACUUUCAACUCCCUUCAAAGAUUUUCUAUGGGGUUGAGAUCUGGAGACUGGCUAGGCCACUCCAGGACCUUGAAAUGCUUCUUACGAAGCCACUCCUUCGUUGCCCAGGCGGUGUGUUUGGGAUCAUUGUCAUGCUGAAAGACCCAGCCACGUUUCAUCUUCAAUGCCCUUGCUGAUGGAAGGAGGUUUUCACUCAAAAUCUCACGAUAUAUGGCCCCAUUCAUUCUUUCCUUUACACGGAUCAGUCGUCCUGGUCCCUUUGCAGAAAAACAGCCCCAAAGCAUGAUGUUUCCACCCCCAUGCUUCACAGUAGGUAUGGUGUUCUUUGGAUGCAACUCAGCAUUCUUUGUCCUCCAAACACGACGAGUUGAGUUUUUACCAAAAAGUUAUAUUUUGGUUUCAUCUGACCAUAUGACAUUCUCCCAAUCCUCUUCUGGAUCAUCCAAAUGCACUCUAGCAAACUUCAGACGGGCCUGGACAUGUACUGGCAUAAGCAGGGGGACACGUCUGGCACUGCAGGAUUUGAGUCCCUGGCGGCGUAGUGUGUUACUGAUGGUAGGCUUUGUUACUUUGGUCCCAGCUCUCUGCAGGUCAUUCACUAGGUCCCCCCGUGUGGUUCUGGGAUUUUUGCUCACCGUUCUUGUGAUCAUUUUGACCCCACGGGGUGAGAUCUUGCGUGGAUCCCCAGAUCGAGGGAGAUUAUCAGUGGUCUUGUAUGUCUUCCAUUUCCUAAUAAUUGCUCCCACAGUUGAUUUCUUCAAACCAAGCUGCUUACCUAUUGCAGAUUCAGUCUUCCCAGCCUGGUGCAGGUCUACAAUUUUGUUUCUGGUGUCCUUUGACAGCUCUUUGGUCUUGGCCAUAGUGGAGUUUGGAGUGUGACUGUUUGAGGUUGUGGACAGGUGUCUUUUAUACUGAUAACAAGUUCAAACAGGUGCCAUUAAUACAGGUAACGAGUGGAGGAUAGAGGAGCCUCUUAAAGAAGAAGUUACAGGUCUGUGUGAGCCAGAAAUCUUGCUUGUUUGUAGGUGACCAAAUACUUAUUUUCCACCAUAAUUUGCAAAUAAAUUCAUAAAAAAUCCUACAAUGUGAUUUUCUGGGAAAAAAAUUCUCAAUUUGUCUGUCAUAGUUGACGUGUACCUAUGAUGAAAAUUACAAGCCUCUCUCAUCUUUUUAAGUGGGAGAACCUACACAAUUGGUGGCUGACUAAAUACUUUUUUUCCCCACUGUAUCUCCUUGGUUUUCAGAUUGAGAAGAAGCUUAAAGAUGCUGGUAGAUCCCACCUGUUCACCCGCCUGUCAUACCUGGGUGCUGGCCACCUGAUUGAGCCACCCUACACCCCCAACGCACGAAGCUCCAUGUGGACCACCCGACCAAAGAAACGUGGGUCCUCCUCUCCUCCCAUACACACCUUCACCUCUCUUUCAUAUUUAGUUUGUCAUGCUGUUAUGACCUUGUUUUCAGUGGUACUUUUUGUAAAUAGACAUUGAUUGUAUCCUAAAAUGAUAAUCAUACUUUGAAAGAUUUGUCUUGAAGUCAAUUUCUCAGUCCUUUAUUCUUGAUCUCUAUCUCCAGUUACAAGCACUAACAUAUGCAUUCACAUUUAAAGGGUUUCCAAAAAAGGUAAUAGAAGGAAGGGUAAUAGACAUUUUAAUUAACUUAUCUCUCAAUGAGAGGAUGACAGUAUGAUUCAUUUUUCCUGGUUAUUUCCCAUGCUGUCCUGUUAUGUUUUUUUCUCCUAUAGUGAUCACUCUCUGGGGAGGGCACCUGGCACCCCACGCUGCUGCCCAAGAAGAUGCCUGGAAGAGGACCCUGGAAUUUAUGGAACGCCAUCUAAGAGGGUGA
Coregonus sp. 'balchen' is the source of this 8376-nucleotide messenger RNA. The record is from the annotation of a GenBank genome assembly. NCBI's taxonomy places the organism in Eukaryota, Metazoa, Chordata, Actinopteri, Salmoniformes, Salmonidae.